CGCUGCCGUCCCGUUCUUCGGCAUAUCGGUAGACCAGGACGACAUCCUUCCCGGAGCCCUGCGCCUCAUCCAGGAGCUGCGGCCGCACUGGAAGCCGGAGCAAGUUCGGACCAAGCGCUUCACUGAUGGCAUCACCAACAAGCUGCUGGCCUGCUACGUGGACGAGGACAUGCGGGACUGCGUGCUGGUGCGGGUGUAUGGUGAGCGGACGGAGCUGCUGGUGGACCGGGAGAGCGAGGUCAGGAACUUCCAGCUGCUGCGAGCACACGGCUGUGCCCCCAAACUCUACUGCACCUUCCAGAAUGGGCUGUGCUACGAGUACCUGCAGGGGGUGGCCCUGGGGCCCGAGCACAUCCGGGAGCCCCAGCUUUUCAGGUUAAUUGCCUUAGAAAUGGCGAAGAUCCACACUAUCCACGCCAACGGCAGCCUGCCCAAGGCCAUGCUCUGGCACAUGAUGCACAGUUACUUCACGCUGGUGAAGAACGAGAUCAACCCCAGCCUCUCUGCAGAUGUCCCCAAGGUGGAGGUGUUGGAGUGGGAGCUGGCCUGGCUGAAGGAGCACCUGUCCCAGCUGGAUUCCCCUGUGGUGUUUUGUCACAAUGACCUGCUCUGCAAGAACAUUAUCUACGACAGCACCAAAGGGCAUGUGCGGUUCAUCGACUAUGAAUAUGCCGGCUACAACUACCAAGCUUUCGACAUUGGCAACCAUUUCAAUGAGUUUGCAGGUGUGAACGAGGUGGAUUACUGCCGGUACCCAGAGCGGGAGACCCAGCUGCAGUGGCUGCGCUACUACCUGCAGGCACAGAAAGGGACGGCCGUGACCCCCAGGGAGGUGGAGAGGCUCUACGUGCAAGUCAACAAGUUCGCCCUGGCAUCUCACUUCUUCUGGGCUCUCUGGGCCCUCAUCCAGAACCAGUACUCCACCAUCGACUUCGACUUCCUCAGGUAUGCAGUGAUCCGAUUCAACCAGUACUUCAAGGUGAAGCCUCAGGUGUCGGCCUUGGAGAUGCCAAAGUGACCGGCCACCCAUCCCUCCAGCCCCUCUGCCAAGCCAGACCUGUUCCCGCAGGACGGUUCUGUUCUGGGGCCCUCAACCUUGGGCAAGGUGGGAGA
Messenger RNA from Tupaia belangeri chinensis (Chinese tree shrew), 1113 nucleotides. RefSeq names its product ethanolamine kinase 2 (gene ETNK2). Gene Ontology annotation, biological process: phosphatidylethanolamine biosynthetic process. The record is from RefSeq and is a predicted model, not a curated record. Lineage: Eukaryota; Metazoa; Chordata; Mammalia; Scandentia; Tupaiidae. Gene Ontology annotation, cellular component: cytoplasm. Gene Ontology annotation, molecular function: ethanolamine kinase activity.